UACAACAAAGUUGCACGUCAUUGUAACGUUCAAUAAAACUCGACUCUUAGCAUUGGUCGAAACUCGAGUCGAUGUUCGCGGUCCUCUUAUAGUGUUGUAACAGAGAAAUCGUCAGUGUGCGUGCGUCUAAGAGCAAGUUAAAAUGUUGCGUAUAGAGGAGACGAGUCUGCGUAGAAUCGCGCGACAUGACGAGCCAGAAUUCAGUUGCGCGAGCAUUUUGAACAGCAUGGAAAGAUUCGUCAAGACCGUCAGCGAAAUGGAAGAAACGAUCUUGAUACCGAGAAGACUGUUGGAUCUGGCCGUUGGUGAUGCUGGUGAUACGAUUCGUUUGAAAGCCGGCAAUAACGUGAAAGAAACGUUAGCCAACACGGAUUUGUAUCGUUUGUAUCACAUCGUCAAUCAAAUGAAAGUCGAAUUGCUCUGGUCGAAGGAGGAUCGUAUCCAAUCUCGGGAGGAGGAAGAUGCCGAUAAAUCGGUCCUUGUUUAUCAAAUGAAUACGGAAACCGCCAAUAGAUUAGGACAUGCUCGUUGUCCAAGCACUACCUCGAUGCAAAGCAUACAGAGCGCAUCCUCGAUCGCGUCUUCUCUUUCAUCCGAUUCCGAGUCGGAUAUCGGAGUCGAAAAUGAUUCCAGUCUAGAGAACGAGGAGUGCAUCGAUCUAGCUAAUUCUAUUGCCAACAAUUUCAAACAUCAUUUACGGGGACUUCAUCGUAGUAUCAACAGGAUGACGGAUGUUGCCCAAUAUCUUACGCUUCGAUAUCAAGUCGACGUAGACGGCCAAAUCUGAUUUGGUAGUUGUUCUAUGUUUCGAUAAGUUUAACGACCAUUGAUCGCAUAUAAACUUGAAACAAGUUUAUUCUACUUUUGUCGACGCGCGAACAUUCAGAUUAUUCAAAUGCAUCUUCGAGUUCAACGAAGCGAGAUCAUCUCAGCUUGAAUCUAACUUAGGACGUCUCACUUAGUAUCACUUAAUAAAAAAUCAUAUAAGAUUUUAUUGUUAAAACUACCUAAGUAAUUAUGUUGUUAUCUAUCGACGAAUUUUAUAUAACUUGAAGUGCACAGAAAAUAUAAUCAACAAAUAGGUUUGGGCUUCUUUUUUCUGUCGUGUGUUAACUCGUUACAAAAGUUUAUAUGGCCAAGUGGCUUACAAAAAAUAUAUAAUUAACGUCGAUUGGCUCUUUAGAAAAGAGUAUCGUAAUGUAGAUUUUUUUCUUUUACAAAUGGUCGUUGCUGUCGAAGCAUUAUUAUUUUUUAAGUUGAUGAAUUAUAUUGGAAGGUAUUGAUAAACCAUGGGAGUUCAUUGAUAUAAAUAUUUUGCGUUAAAAAUUUCCUGUUAGAAAAAAAAAAGAAAAAAGAAAAAAAAAAGAACAAAAGAACAAAAAAAAAAAAGGACGUAAAAAGAAGAAGGAAUUCGUCUUUUGGCACGAUUCGUAAUAAGAGUUCGUGUGUCGAUUAGAACAUGCAUAAACUGCUGAAAAGAAUGUAAGAUUACUGCAUUGAAAUUAUCACACGCGCUAUAAUAUUUCUACUAAGAUUACUGGCGAGCUUAAUGAACAUUCCAUACAUAACAUCGUUUCAAAAUCGACUGAUUUCACUUUAUAGCAAGCAAAAUCGAGUAAUAUGUAUUUGAAAAUUCAAUUAAAGUCCGAAUAAAUGAAGCAAAAAAUACACUAUAGGCUUUUCUAUAAUUUAGCGAAUAUGCGCAUAUGACAAAAUGUCAAAAUAUGCGAAGUAUGCAAUUUUAUGUACAAAAAAUUAUAUUUUUCCUUGUAUAAAUCUCGUACAAAGUAGAAUGCUGCAUUGUGAAAAGAUCGCAUCUUCGACAACGGAAUCAAACGGGUUACUUUUAAAUGAAAGUACAAUCAUAUAAAUUUCAAUUUUAUUACUAAUUAAUAUAAUUAACACUCAUGCGAUUUCAAAGUGACAUGUAAAAUCGCAUGAUCUGUUUUGACUAUAAAGAAAAAUAUCAAUCAAAAUUGCAAAUGCGGUCAUGUAAAGUUAUUUAUAUAAGAAAAACUAUUGAAAUUUGACGCUUUCUUAUUUUUUCAGUUUCAAGACAACCUUUUUAUUUGUGCUUAUUCAUAUAUUCUAUGUACAUAGAUAUGGCCUUACUAUUAUUUAUUUUCAUAGUAAUAUUAGUUGUAAUAAAGGCUAAUAUAUCUCUAAUUUAUCUGCUAAACAAUUGAAAAAAGUUUCAAUUGUAUGCUUACAUACGUACGUGCUUAUAUUUAUUUUUAUUGUCUAAUUUAUUGUAUUUUACUACAUAUUCUUUUUGUCAAUUUUGCAAUAUUAAUUGCGUAAUAUUGUUGUUAGGUGCGAUUAUAAUUGCAAAAUUAAAUACAUGUUUAUUUAAAACUUAUAAAGUAAAGAAUCGAUUAGAUUGGAACAAAAUAGUUGUUCCGAUUUUUAUUAUGGUAUCUUAUUUCAUCCAAUAAACGCUUGCCGCAAAUGUU
Molecule: messenger RNA, 2453 nt
Organism: Vespa velutina
Lineage: Eukaryota; Metazoa; Arthropoda; Insecta; Hymenoptera; Vespidae
Exons: 2
Coding region: 143-787 (214 amino acids)
Biological process (GO): regulation of lipid biosynthetic process
Cellular component (GO): cytosol
Source: RefSeq, a predicted model, not a curated record